ACACUCCAGUCCGCGCCUUUCUGUCCCUCUCCAGGACCCGUAGUGGUAGUUCUGCUGUCAGAGGGAGCUAGGAUACCGGGCGGUCACGUGGUGCAGAGAGGACUCGGGCGGAAUCAAGGCGCAUCGCUGCCCCGACACGUCUCCCCGUUUGCCUCCAAUCAAGAUGGCCGCCGAUGGGUCAGAGCGAGAAGAGGAUGGCGGCCAGGAAACGGUGUCCAGCGGGAACGUCUUGGAAUUGUUCUUGGAGAGUAAAGAGACUCGAGAGCUGAUUGUCGGCCUGCGGGACACGUAUAAGGAGCUGGUGAACCGGGAGGUCUGCACACAGAGGUUCAUAGUGAUAAUGGACACCUACCAGGAGCAGCCUCAUCUCUUGGAUCCACAUCUCGAGUGGAUGCUGGACCUGUUACUGGAUAUUGUCCGAGACGCGACCUCUCCACCUCUUCUCAUGCAUCUGGGAUUUAAGUUCCUCUAUAUUAUUUCCAAGGUUCGGGGCUAUAAGAUUUUCCUGCGUCUCUUCCCACAUGAGGUUGUGGAUGUUCAUCCAGUGCUUAAAAUGGUCUCUGUGCAGGAUCCUGCAGAUCAUGAGACCUGGGAGACGCGUUACAUGCUGCUGCUGUGGUUGUCUAUGACGUGUCUCAUCCCCUUUGACCUCUCACGUCUGGACGGAAACCUCUCUGUGGAAGGAGGAGAGACGCGUCGCUCUACCAUGGAUCACAUACUGGAGAUCGCUAAGUCCUACCUGCUGGUCAGUGACAAGGCUCGGGACGCUGCUGCCGUGCUUGUUUCAAAGUUCAUCACCCGUCUGGACGUCAAGCAGAAGAGGAUGGCCGACUUCUUGGACUGGUCUCUUGCUACAUUAUCGAAAGCUUCUUACCUGACCAUUGAAGGGACCAUCGCCAUGGACGGGAUGCUGCAGGCCUUGGCGCAGCUUUUCAAGCACGGCAAAAGAGAAGACUGCUUACCCUACGCCGCGACCGUUCUGACCGCCCUGGACAACUGCAAGCUCUGUGACAGCAACCAGACGGUGCUCCGCAAGCUGGGGGUUAAGCUCGUCCAGCGCCUGGGGCUCACCUUCCUCAAACCCAAGGUGGCCAAAUGGAGGUAUCAGCGCGGAUCCAGGUCUCUGGCGGACAAUUUGCUUCAGACUUCUGCCGACGCUCAGAACUCAGCCGGGACUACUUCCCCCGAGGAUGAUGAAGAGUACGAUAUCCCAGAGGAGAUUGAGAAUGUAGUAGAGCAGUUGCUGGUGGGACUGAAGGACAAAGACACCAUUGUGCGAUGGUCUGCGGCGAAAGGGAUCGGGCGCUUGACAGGCAGACUCCCUAGAGAACUGGCUGAUGAUGUUGUGGGCUCUAUGCUCGACUGCUUCAGUUUCCAGGAGACGAAUAACGCUUGGCACGGGGGCUGCCUCGCCCUGGCAGAGCUGGGCAGGAGGGGACUCCUGCUCCCGUCUCGUCUCCCUGACGUUGUCCCCGUCAUCUUGAAGGCACUUGUGUACGACGAGAAGCGAGGCGCCUGCAGCGUGGGCUCCAACGUCCGAGACGCCGCCUGCUACGUCUGCUGGGCCUUUGCCCGGGCUUACGACCACCUUGAGCUGAAACCGUUCGUGAAUCUCAUUUCCAGUGCUCUGAUCAUCGCCGCCAUCUUUGAUCGGGACGUGAACUGCAGACGAGCCGCCUCGGCAGCCUUCCAGGAGAAUGUGGGGAGACAGGGCACUUUUCCGCACGGCAUCGACAUCUUGACCUGCGCAGACUACUUUGCAGUCGGUAACCGGGCUAACUGUUUCCUGAACAUCAGUGUAUUUGUCGCCAGUUUCCCAGAAUACACCGCGGCCCUGAUCGAUCAUCUGGUGGAGCUGAAGAUUAACCACUGGGACAUUGUGAUUCGGGAACUGUCCACCAAAGCUUUACACAACCUCACGCCGGUCGCCUCUGAAUACAUGGCCACGUCUGUUUUGCCCAGACUCCUGCCAUUGACCACUGUCACAGAUCUGCACACUCGCCACGGCGCCAUCUUGGGCUGCGCAGAGAUCACGCAUGCACUGUAUAAGCUAGCCGUCCAGAACAACAGAUCUGUGGCCGAUUACCUGGGGGGCGAUGCAGUGUCGGGUCUAAUGUCCAUACAUCAAAGGCUGCAAGAGCGUCAGUUAUACAGGGGCAUGGGCGGAGAGCUGAUGAGAACUGCAGUUUGCUGUUUAAUAGAAAAACUUUCCCUCUCAAAAAUCCCAGACCCGGGCAGAGCUGCAGUAGGCGGCUGGCAGCAGUUUAUCGAUGAUUGCCUGAAAAACCUUCACCUCUUCUCCACGUCUGCCCGACAGAAGAUAAAGGAAGCUGCUGUUUCUGCCCUGUCUGCCCUGUGCAAUGAGUUUUAUCAGGGACCAGCUGGAGAGGUCGAUCCGGUCACACAAGAUGAGAUUAUAAGUUAUUACAUUGCGCAGCUGCACAGUGCGGAGGAGAUGACUCGCUGCGGCUUUUCCUUGUCUUUGGGGGCGCUGCCACAGUUCAUGCUGCGGAACAAGCUUCAGCAGGUUCUGGAGGGACUGAGGAAGGCCACCACCACCUCCAGGAAGGACCUCAGCUUUGCCGAGUCCAGAAGUGACGCCCUGAAGGCCAUGUCCCAGGUGUGUCAGAGCGUAGGAGUGGAUGCGGCCGGUUCCCCAUCAGAGGUCCUGUGCCGGGAGAACGUGCCCCUGGUCUAUAACACUCUGCUAAACUGCAUGAAUGACUACACCACAGACAGCCGGGGCGACGUCGGGUCCUGGGUGAGAGAAGCGGCGAUGGCCAGUCUCCUGGAGAUCACACUGUUACUGGUGAAAACGGCGCCGGAUCUAAUAGGAGAAGACAUCUGUCGGAGGAUGAUGUGCUCGGUGGCACAGCAGGCGGCAGAGAAGAUCGAUCGUUUCCGAGCGCACGCUGGUUCCGUCUUCCUCAAACUCCUGCACCAAGAUAACCCCCCUGUCCCUAACAUUCCACAUCGAGAGGAGCUGGAGAGCAUAUUUGACAGGUCACAGGUAGAUUCUCUGAACUGGAACGCACCUUCACAAGCCUUCCCCCGGAUCACACAGCUCCUGGCCUUACCAGCCUACAGAUACUACGUCCUGAUGGGGCUGACAGUCUCUGUUGGGGGAUUAACUGAAUCAACGGUGAGAUACUCGGCUCAGAGCCUCUUUGAGUACCUACGGUCCAUCCAGCGUGACACUCAAGCCAUGGACACCUUCUCCAAGACGCUGCUCCAAGUCUUCAAGGACAACCAGCACAACGACCGGGUGUCCAUCCCUCUGCUGAAGACGUUGGAUCAGAUGUUGGCCAACAGCUGCUUCGAGCUCUUCACACAGGAAGAAAGUCACCCGUUUGCCUCUGAAUUACUUGCACUUUGUAAAGAGGAGAUUAAGAGGUCCAAGGACAUCCAGAAGCUGCGAUCCAGCACGGCCGUGUUCUGCGGUCUGAUCCAGUUUCCUGGAGAGAUCCGAAAGAAGGUUUUAUUUCACCUGCUUCUCAUGGUUUGCCAUCCGUUCCCCGUGGUGAGAAAAUCCACUGCCAAUGAUGUGUAUGAAAUGCUGAUUACAUACGAUGACGUCAUAGAUCCAGAGGUCCUGGAGGAAGUGAUGACCGUGCUGAGCGACACCAGCUGGGAUACUGACCUGACGUACGUCCGUGAGCAGCGCAACCUCCUGUGUGACCUGCUGAAGGUGCCUAAACCCACCCUGCUGUCCAAGGCUUCACAGCCCUGACAACUCGGAAGAAACUGCGAGGAGACGGAAGGAUGUUUACAAGAAAUGUCAGCGCUGCCUGUGGGGACCUGAGGAAGGAGCCGUCGGCGCAGUCCUGCUGGUGGCCAGCAGGUGGCACUGUACGCUCAUCGUGUCUGCUCUGUACAUCACAUGCCUAAAUGUAAUAAAAACCUGCUUGUCGUA
This is a messenger RNA of Bufo bufo (common toad), 3913 nucleotides long. RefSeq names its product tubulin folding cofactor D (gene TBCD). NCBI's taxonomy places the organism in Eukaryota, Metazoa, Chordata, Amphibia, Anura, Bufonidae. Gene Ontology annotation, biological process: post-chaperonin tubulin folding pathway; tubulin complex assembly; bicellular tight junction assembly. Gene Ontology annotation, cellular component: lateral plasma membrane. The transcript is spliced from 40 exons. The record is from RefSeq and is a predicted model, not a curated record. Gene Ontology annotation, molecular function: GTPase activator activity; beta-tubulin binding. The coding region runs from base 164 to 3730 and encodes 1188 amino acids.